AUUAUGUUUCUCUUAAUAGCUUCCCGAUAUGAAACGUUUACUGUUUCAACAAAAAAUCGAACGCUGCGUUAUUUUAUCAUUUAUCAGGUAAUUCAGUUGUUAAGUGCUAGUGAUAAUGUGCACAGUAUUAAAAGGGCUACAUAAAAAACUAAUUAUUAAGUUAGGUUAACAAAUUGUUAUAAUGAAAUGUGGUUCAAAACGCUGUAUAUUGCGCUUUGCGUCCUUGUCUCGUCCGAAGAAGUAAAUAAACUGAAAUAUACUUUCGACACAAAUUUUUAUAAAGACUACGGUUAUUGUGAUGGUGAUUUCCCGUGGAUUUUAACUGAGUACGAACAACUGGGGGUUAAACCUUUCAACGAAAACAAUACAAGAUGCAUCCAAGUUAUAUCCAAGAGUUGUGCUACGUCAUAUCCAAUACAUUUCUCUCAUGGAGCUAUAGAACUGAAUGUGUACUUAGAAUUGUUUUCAAAUGACAGUGGCCUAACAGUGACUGUAUUUAAUGAAAAUAAUGUUGCUAUAGUAAAUUAUGAAUUAAAUAGGUUAAGGAAAAAUUAUAUUGAAGGGUGGAAUAUAAUUUUGCUGGAUAUAAAGCGUGAUACCGUUGGCUACUUAAAUCUCAAAGGUGGUAUCGUGAAAGAAGAAAUAAUUCUUGUAGACUCUUUACAAUACUCUGGAUAUGUUAAAACUAGAAAAAGACGUUUUCUAUCACCAAAACAAUUGCCACUUGUGAUAACAACUCUUAAAUCAGAGUUGAAAUCAAACAAUUUAGUCCCAAAAUCAGAUAUAUGUAAAAAAUAUUGGAAAACUCGAUUUAAAAGGUCGAUAAAUGGAUAUGAGGAUACGAGUCAACCAACGCCUAACGACUCUGUGACAACUGCAAAACCUACAACUUCUGCUGUGCCCAAUGACUCUGUGAUAACUGCAAGUCCUACAACCACUACUGUGACCACAGAUCCUGAAGCAGAUGGAAGUGGAAGCUCAACGACUACUAUUGAAGAUUCUGAGGCAGGUGGAAGCUCAACGACUACUAUUGUAACCACCGAGUCAGAGGCAGUUGAAAAUUCUACAACUGUUGAGGAUUCGGAUUCCUCAACACAACAACAAAAUAAUUUCUGGAGUCCACUAAUUAUUACGUUAGUUGCAGUUGGAUCUUUCGUAGCCUUAUCUGUUACUGCCGUUUCAGCGUAUUAUUGUGGAAAAUUUGGAGCUCAGGGAGAUGGCACUACCUUUUUAAUUGAUGAAGAGAUACCACCGCAGACUAUUAUUCCUCGGGUUAGAAAUGCCAGUCGGUUUGAGGUGUAAGUCCGGUUUACAGAAAAUGACUUGUUAAAAAAAUCGGUCAGAUCGGAC
Messenger RNA from Maniola jurtina (meadow brown), 1350 nucleotides. RefSeq lists its product as uncharacterized. The record is from RefSeq and is a predicted model, not a curated record. The transcript has 3 exons. NCBI's taxonomy places the organism in Eukaryota, Metazoa, Arthropoda, Insecta, Lepidoptera, Nymphalidae. Bases 187 to 1302 code for a protein of 371 amino acids.